Messenger RNA from Durusdinium trenchii, 1006 nucleotides. NCBI's taxonomy places the organism in Eukaryota, Dinophyceae, Suessiales, Symbiodiniaceae. The record is from the annotation of a GenBank genome assembly.
AAAUAUGUAAACAGUAGACAUAUGAGUGCACCCAAAGCUUUGAACCAGGCCUGUGCACCACCCAUGUUUGCACAGUGGAAGUAUUGCUGGAAAAAGACCACAAGGAGUCCACAAUGCAUGUGCCAUGCUUUUGGUAUGAUUGGUGACUUUGCCCACUAGACCUGUAUGGUGCUGCUGACUGGCAAGACAGAGCCAACUUAUGGUAUGGAAAAGUGUGCCAUUGUGGGUGUUGCACAGAAGACUUGGCAGAACUGUUUGGCUUCCACAGCAUUGCUGUGGCCACCUGGGAUGCUCUGGGCAAUGCAGGUGACAUGUCCAUUAGCAGUUGCAACUCAGGAAUGUGGCUGAUGUACCAACGGCUUCAGCUUCUGAUGCACCAGCUGAGUCUCCAGGGCAUGCUGCUGCACCAGCUGAGCCUGCUGAUGCACCAAUGGUUUCAGCUUUUGAUGCACCAGCUGGGUCUUCAGGGCAUGCUGAAGUGCACAUGGAAAGAAGUGAUGUUUCACCAGCCCCUGCCACCCCCAGGCCAGGUGGCCAGGGCAUUUCUAAAGAAAAGAAGUUUUCCAGGUGUGCAGUGUUGGAAGAUUUGUGCCCACCAGGGGCCAAAAUCACUUUAAACUACAAUGACCACCGGUGGGCAGGAUCUUUUCAGAACCAAUUUGCCACUGACAAGUGGAUUGGGAACCUGAAGAACAGAACAGUCACUAAGACUUUUCAGGCUGCUAGCCCUGCUAAUUGGCAGUCUGCCUUGAAAGAGAUCCACAGCAUUUUGUGGACCAAGUGGUUUCUUGCAGAGCCUGAAUUUUCAGAGUUGAGCUUGCCUGUUGAAAAGAGACAGGAAGCUGGGCAGAUCUCAGAUGCCAUUUUGGCAGAGUUGCAGGUUGUCAUAGACAAACUGCCAGACAAAAAAUCUUACCAGAAGCGCUCUUGAGAAAACCUUGAGCUUGGCUUUGCUGCUUGGGGGGGCUUCAGUUUCUUGUGGAUUGUGGUAGUUUGGAGAAGGUUU